AUGUGUGGUUUUAUUGUUUGUAGGAACACGGACGUCAUGAUUAACGUGCAGAGCGAAUCGGAAGGCACAAGAGCCACUGCUAUCAUUGCUGCUGCCACUGCUCCCAUCACCACCACCACCACCAUCUACAGCAGUGGCAACGACAGCAGUAGCCUACCAACUGCUACCCCUCGCUGCCUCCCUCUUCCUCUGGAUCUUUCCAAACCAGAGGGCGGAGAGAGACUCAACACGUGUAGCCCCUGCGUCAGUAUCAGACCAACGGAAAUGACGCCGUUGGCUCUAUUGCCAGCUCACUUCCGGUGGGAUGGCACGUUUAGAGGCAUCCCUACACCAGCUGAGCUGGGCAAAAUUAUCGCGCACCGAUCACUCACUCUGCCCGAUUUGACUCGACUUGCAAAGUCGCUGUUUCCCAUGCCCCCACCCGAUUCGCCUACAUUGUCGCCUUCUAGCCCCAAGCGCUUUCACAUGCCUAUCAGAAUGUCCCGAAAUUGUGGAAAACAACCACAGCCAGUGAUCACUGGUUCUCUCACCUCCUCCUCCUCCUCCCCCUCCUCUUCGUCAAAGAGGAGUGGAGAGCGUUUCUACUGUCAGUAUUGUGGUAAAAUGUUUCCUCGAUCAGCAAAUUUGACACGGCACAUUCGCACCCAUACAGGAGAGCAGCCUUACAGGUGUGCCUUCUGUCCAAGGUGCUUUAGUAUUUCGUCUAACCUUCAACGCCACAUUAGAAACAUACACCAAAAAGAGCGACCAUUUCAUUGCUCACUUUGCUUAAAAAAGUUUGGCCAACGAGCCAACUUGGAGAGACAUAUACGGAACCAUUAUUUACUCGACUCCACAUCUCAACAUUAUUCCUUCCUCUAG
Molecule: messenger RNA, 861 nt
Organism: Hydatigera taeniaeformis
Lineage: Eukaryota; Metazoa; Platyhelminthes; Cestoda; Cyclophyllidea; Taeniidae
Source: the annotation of a GenBank genome assembly